This is a messenger RNA of Leishmania braziliensis MHOM/BR/75/M2904, 2997 nucleotides long. Its product is annotated as ATP-dependent DEAD/H DNA helicase recQ family-like protein. The transcript has a single exon. Bases 1 to 2997 code for a protein of 998 amino acids. Gene Ontology annotation, cellular component: nucleus; chromosome; cytoplasm. Lineage: Eukaryota; Euglenozoa; Kinetoplastea; Trypanosomatida; Trypanosomatidae. Gene Ontology annotation, biological process: double-strand break repair via homologous recombination. Gene Ontology annotation, molecular function: nucleic acid binding; 3'-5' DNA helicase activity; ATP binding. The record is from RefSeq and is a predicted model, not a curated record.
AUGUCCAUGAACCAGGUGGGCUUUUUGCACACUCAAAAGCGCACCAGCCGAGACCUACUUGAUUGCCCUAUGGGCGGUUCUCGUGCGUCCGACAACGUGCUCAUCAGCGACGCUUCUCACGGCAUCGCAACAUCAUCUGUUUCAGAAUCAAACUUGGCGCUCUCGAAGACGCUCGCAUCGUCAUCAGCCCCUCCUCCUGCGCAAAGUGCUGACUCGGCUGAUGAGGUAAGCGAUCUCGAACAGAUGCUCACAGAGAUCCUGGACGCUGCAAAGACGUUCGCGAGCACCAUCCAGGCGCCGUCCUCUGCCUCAACGCAACACGACGGAGACACGCUUCCGGCAUGUGCGUACCUGCUGCGCACCUACUUCCACUUUGACACUGGUGCCUUCAAGGCCCAUCAGCAAGAGGUGUGCCUCUCCAUUCUCGCUGGCGUCAACACGCUCGCCGUAUGCCCCACCGGCUGGGGGAAGUCGCUUUGCUACCAGUUUCCCAUUCUUGUUCAUCGUCUCCUCUUUGAAUGCCGCUACACGCGGUGGUGCCGGCACGCUGCUGUGGCAACGUCAGCACUACAGCAGUCAAGUGAGACGGCGGUGACGGAAGGGCUGAUAGGAAACACGAGAGUUGCCGGUCCUCUGCCGAGCACCGGUCUACCAGCGCACCUUUUCAGCCGCUUCUGCGUUGUCGUCUCUCCUCUCCUGGCGCUAAUGGAGGACCAGGCAGAGAAAGUCAACGCGAUUGCUCACUUGAACGCCUUUGUGCUCUCAUCGAAAGUGGCUGCUGACCGAGAGGCAGAGGUGCUUGCCAAGCUCGAGUCUCCGCUCUGCCCACUCGACGUCCUGUUCGUGUCGCCGGAGAAGUUCAUUGCGAGUGUCGCGCUACGGCGCCUCCUGCAGUCCCAGGCGCACCGGCUGGCGCUGGUAUGCGUGGACGAGGUGCACUGUGUUUCUGGCUGGGCCUACGACUUCCGGCCCACCUUCAUGUACGUCAGCCGCGUUCUGCAGAGCCCAUUGCUUGCCUACCCAGCAGCGAAUGCCCCCGAGGCGUCACCGUUGAUGUGCGCGAGGGAGUCGCUGGCAGCGGUGCCGUAUUUGUGCCUCACCGCAACUGCCACCAAGGCAGUCAUGCAAGACAUCCAAGCAAGCUUCGGUAUUGUGCGGACAGUGACGUGCGACAAUCAGUGGCGUUCGAAUCUGCAGCUGCAGGUAGUAGACCUAGUCGAGCGCCACGCGUCGUUUCACCACCUCCCUCCAGCGUCGGGCGACGCUGCCGAGGCUCGUGAGCCGUCUGCGCGAGUGAUACAGGACGCGCUCGUCGAGGCGGUGCAGCAGUUGCCAAAGCCGAUGAUUGUUUACGUGCAAAGCCGCGCAGAUGCAGACGCGUUGUCGGGACUCCUUUCCUCCAAAUGUGGACAGUCACACUCGCCGGCGUCGGGAAGUCGCCAUGGGGUCUUCCACGUAGCGCCGUAUCCUGUUUCGCGCGAGCAACGCAGCUCAGUUGAUCACACGGAAAGCGAAGGCAGGGGGAAGAACACCAAUGAGGAGCACGCAGACGCACCACGCGGCGCGGAGACCGCAAUCGUGAUUCGCUCCUACCACGCGGCGUUGACACGGGCAAUGCGAAGCGCUACCCAGCGGCAGUUUCUUCACGGCAAGAUCGACGUAUUGGUGGCCACGAUUGCGUUUGGCAUGGGCGUCGACAAGGCCAACAUCCGCAGCGUUAUCCAUGCCUCAGCACCGAGCUCGAUAGAGGGCUACGUGCAGGAGAUUGGUCGGGCGGGUCGCGACGGUGCGCCAAGCAUCUGCCGUCUCCUGUACAACCCGUUCGACUUCUACACCCUCCGGUGCCGACUGUGGGGCACGUUGCUCUCGCCAUCCGAGAUGCGUUCCAUUGUGUGUGCAAUCUUAUCGGGCUCCACCACCCACGUCGGGCAGCGACUCAUGCUCGUUUCUGUAUCCACUCUUUCAGCAGAACUGGGCUUUAGCGAGGAGGUCAUCGAGACGGUUCUUUUCCUGCUGCUCACUGCAACCGGCGUCGGUGCUUCACUUGCUGACGGUUUAUCUACAUGUGAAGCCCCAUCCCGUGUACCAUCCCCCUUCAAGGCCGUUUUAGGUUCUUACCCGCUCGGCUACAAGGUUCUACGGGUCCAGGAAGAGGCAGAGAGGGACCGUGACCCGGAACUGGCAAGCUCAGCCAUCAACGCAACGCUCCGCAACAGAGCAACGCCCCUGAAGCGACGACGCACUGGUGCCAGAGUGGCAGUAGGUGGCUCUUCUACCGCUGCCGGCGUGGGUCUUCUUCUUCGGCAGCUCGGUGCCACUGAUGCAGUUCUAGAGCUGUGCCGCGUGUCACCAAACAUGUUGAACCAGAUCGAAAUGGCGAAUAGGCUUUCGAUGCCGCUUAGUGAGUUUCAGCAACGUAUGCAGGACCUUGUUGAAACUGGUAUCGUGACCGUUGCCAAGUAUGGCACGCCGUCAGCUCUGCUUCUGGAAUUGGCAGACACUUUCACUGAGGCAGCGAGCCCCGCCUCUCAGCAGGCUCUCGCCUCGCAUCUUUUAGCGCUUCAUCGCGGUCGUCUGGAUGCGCAGGUGGCUGGACUGCGGCUGAUGUUCGGUGUACUACAGUAUCCCACCCACAAGGCCAUCGCUGAAGAGCUUAGCAGGGAGCCGGAGUCGUGCAGGACGGCGUUUGAGAGCGAUCACCUCACAUGGAGACCGCCAGGUCGAGGAAUGGGCAAGGUGAAGGCGGUGUCCCUAGUGAACGCCUUUGUGGAGGAAAAUCGCCUCCGUAUCCACUCCACCUACGAGGCGCUACGUGCUUUGAUGGGAAUUCGCCCAAGGAGUCUCAUCCAGCAUGGCAAGUACGCGGGUCAGCUCCCGCUGGCGCAGAGCUGGUACGUGAACUCACCGUACUUUGGGGCACUGCGCACCUUUGAGCUGUCUUGGGUGCUUCAGAUUCUUGCACCACACCACCUCGACACACCGUUCCGCGAUGAGUGA